AUGGUACACCUUGUGGCUGUACCAGAGUCAAUCACGGCAAGUGGCUGUGCUUGUGUCUUUAUUGACACCAUCUUCCGACUUCAUGGGUUGCCCCGUGAACUCGUAUCAGACAGAGAUCCACGAUUCACUGCUGAUUUCUGGCGUUCCGUGUUCAAAUCACUCGGAACGCGCUUGAAGAUGUCGACAUCUGAUCAUCCAGAGUCAGAUGGUCAGACGGAACGUGCCAAUCGUGUCCUCGAAGAGAUACUUCGAGGAUACGUACACUCCCUUAAGAGUUGGAGUGAGUUUUUGCCAAUGGUAGAGUUUGCCAUCAACAACUCGGUGCAUGCGUCCACGACACUUACACCGUUUUACGUGAAUGGCUUGCGCCAUCCGCGUGUACCCACCUUACUAGAGUGUAUCUCUCGUUUAAGGGGGGGAGGGACUCGCGCGAGCAAAAACCGAAUUGGUUCACGCUCAUCACGCUCUGACGAUGAGGUCAUUGCGUUUGAUGCCGAUAUCGAUAACAUCGAUGUCGAAGAAGAUGAUGCCAGUGAGAGCGGGGAAGCCCUCACUGAAGAAAAGAUUGAUGUCUCUGCAGUGCACUCACAGCGCACUGAAGCUAACGAGUCAUCAGAUGAGUUCAUACUGGCUCGUGAAACGGUAGUCCGUUUUGUGCAAGACUCCAUCGCCGAAGCGGUGGAUAAGCAGAAGCAAACGCUGACAAGAAUGGAAGGGCAAACACUCUUUUAUUUAGUAAAGGUGACUUAG
Messenger RNA from Peronospora matthiolae, 750 nucleotides. Lineage: Eukaryota; Oomycota; Peronosporomycetes; Peronosporales; Peronosporaceae. The record is from the annotation of a GenBank genome assembly.